AUGGAGUCCGAACACUUUGGAGGUCGUACUGACGACGAUCUCUUCGCCGACGAUUUCGAGCCUGUAGCGCCUGAAGAGCAGGUCGCGACCAUCUCCAAUGAAACUGGAGCGCCUGUCCAAGACACGAACAUCACGAGACCUGUUGUUUCCACUGCCGCGGAACAACCUCAUCCAUCCGAGCCUGCGCCUGUUCAGAAGGCCGCCCCCACGCCUCGAGUACCCAGAGGACUUGCCAACUCGCGUCACGCCCCUGCCAAUCGUGCUGAGAAGCAACCGCGCAACAACAAUCGUCACCCUAGAGCCAACAACAGCGCGUCUCAGUCUCAACAGCAGCAGUCAACCUCCAACGCACCUCCCUCUGCCCCCAAAGAACUUCGCGAGAAAGAAGCCAAGGACAAGGAAGCUGGUCGCAACACGGCGAGCGUCUCGUCGGCAGCGAGAAUCGGGUCCGGCGGGAAUCCCCGCACCAAGCUUACUGAGGACGAACUGGCAGCCAAAAUGGAGAAGAUGCGUAUUAUGGCUGCCGAGAAAACUAAGCGUUUCGAACAAGCCCAGCGUGACGAAACUGAGCAUGCCGCCGCUUACGCCAAGGGCAUGGAAGAGGAUAAGAAACGUCGUGCCGAACAAGCGGCCAAGAAGAAGGCUGCCGAGCAGGAUCGCAAAAAGAUGGAGGAGGAGCGGGAGAAGAACCGUGAGCGCAAGAUGCGCGCUAUGGGGGCUAAGGAGGGUGGCUCUUGGGACGAGGGCAAGGAGGAGCGCAUGAGAGAGGAGGACCGAAGCGGCUAUAGGGGUCAUAGGGGGGUUGCAAACACAGCGUUCGCGCGAGAUCUGGCUGACGGCAAUGAGCAAGGAGACGGUUACCGUGGCGGACGUCGUGGUGGAAGAGGAGGAUUCGGUGGCGGAAGAGGUCGCGGGGGAGGUGAUGGCCAUGGCGGCCGUACCCUUUUCGAGCCGGACCCGGAGAACGAGUCUGGUCAGCGUUUCUAUCAGCGUGACAACUUCCGAAGCCGCGGCAGGGACUGGAAGGCGGACGGCCCAGCCGCUCCUCGUGCUGAACGCGCCGGGCCUGGGUCUGGUGCACCAAAGGCCGACAAACCAAAGUUGACCCCCGACGAGUUCCCUGCGCUCCCCGGCAGCAAAUCUACCGCACCGCAAGUCAGCACAAGUACUCCCUUAUCAUUUGCUUCCUUGCCCCUCUCGCCUGCUGUGGGCAGAUGGGAUGAUGAGGUGCAAGAUAGUAUCUGGAAGAACGCGGCACAAGCCAAGGAGGCGGCAAACGCGCAGGCGGAGUCCAAGGAAAUCUAG
Sordaria macrospora k-hell is the source of this 1305-nucleotide messenger RNA. RefSeq lists its product as uncharacterized. The record is from RefSeq and is a predicted model, not a curated record. Lineage: Eukaryota; Fungi; Ascomycota; Sordariomycetes; Sordariales; Sordariaceae.